AUGCUCCAUUCGACACUGGCCUUGUCCCUACUGCUAAUUGCAGUCUCUUCUAACCUUGCAAUGGCAAUCAAAAAGGAAAAACGAGCACCUCAGACACUGUCAAGAGGAUGGGGAGAUGAAAUUACCUGGGUACAAACUUAUGAAGAAGGGCUUUAUCAAGCAAAAAAAAGUAACAAGCCUCUGAUGGUAAUUCAUCAUUUGGAAGACUGUCAAUACUGCCAAGCACUGAAGAAAUCUUUUGCAGAAAAUGAAGAGAUACAGGAAAUGGCCCAAAAUAACUUCGUUAUGCUGAAUCUCAUGCACGAAACCACAGAUAAAAACCUGUCACCUGAUGGACAAUACGUGCCUCGAAUCAUGUUCAUAGACCCAUCUCUCACAGUAAGAGCUGAUAUCACAGGAAGAUACUCCAACCGACUUUAUACUUACGAACCACAGGACAUACCAAUCUUAAUAGAGAACAUGAAGAAAGCACUACGCCUCAUUCAGACAGAACUGUAGCCAGGAAGUGUGAAAUGACCAUAGCCUCUAUGAGGUAAAGCUGCACC
This is a messenger RNA of Strigops habroptila (Kakapo), 545 nucleotides long. RefSeq names its product anterior gradient 3, protein disulphide isomerase family member (gene AGR3). Gene Ontology annotation, cellular component: endoplasmic reticulum. The transcript has 7 exons. Gene Ontology annotation, molecular function: dystroglycan binding. NCBI's taxonomy places the organism in Eukaryota, Metazoa, Chordata, Aves, Psittaciformes, Psittacidae. The record is from RefSeq and is a predicted model, not a curated record. The coding region runs from base 1 to 498 and encodes 165 amino acids.